Messenger RNA from Bombus huntii, 3688 nucleotides. Its product is annotated as corepressor interacting with RBPJ 1. Bases 138 to 1328 code for a protein of 396 amino acids. Lineage: Eukaryota; Metazoa; Arthropoda; Insecta; Hymenoptera; Apidae. Gene Ontology annotation, molecular function: transcription corepressor activity. Gene Ontology annotation, cellular component: nucleus. The transcript is spliced from 6 exons. Gene Ontology annotation, biological process: negative regulation of DNA-templated transcription. The record is from RefSeq and is a predicted model, not a curated record.
CAUACAUGCUAUUUUAUCGUGUUAAAGGAUAAGUUGCGGUUACGCAUAUACUUUGUUACUCAUUGUAAACGUUAAAUACACGUCCAUCUACAUUAUUAUUUGUUAAACGUUGACAUACGUUUAUUUAACAAUACAAAAUGGGAAAGGGAUUUAAUAAUUACAUGUGCAAAAAAUUUUUCCAUCCAGCAUCCCGAGACAACUUGAAACGAGUAUGGAUGGCUGAACAACAAGCAGAGGCUUAUAAGAAAAAGCAAGAAGAAUUACGUGUUCAAUAUGAAAAGGAACAGGACCUUCACAAUAACAAAGCUUUGUUGAGUAAAGAAAGCAAGGAUAAGCUUAGCGUAAAUUUUAUGUAUGAACCGCCACCUGGAGCAAAAAAAGAAAGAGAGAAAGAAGAUAACGAGCCAGAGUAUAAAUUUGAGUGGCAACGCAAGUACAAUGCACCAAGAGAAAGUUAUUGUAAAGGAGACAGUGAAAUAAGAGAUCAACCAUUUGGUAUUCAAGUACGAAAUGUUCGUUGUAUCAAGUGUCAUAAAUGGGGACACAUAAAUACAGAUAAAGAGUGUCCUCUGUACAGUCAAGCAAUGAGCGUAGUAAUGGCAAAUAAUUCACCAAGUACAUCUGCUCCAGAUGCUUUAACGUUAGUGCAACAAAUGAGAGAAGAUGGAUUAGCACUGAAAAAAUCUGCUCUUAGUGCUCAACAACAUUUACGAGUCCCUGAGCAUGAACAUCUUAUGAUAUCAGAUGAUGAAGAGCAAUCUGAAAUUACAUUCUUGAAAACCUUGUCUAAAAAAGAAAAAAAGAAGUUAUUAUUGAAAUUACAACAACUUGAGAAAAAAACCAAGAAAGCGGAAAAGAAGAAAUUGAAAGAGAAACGAAAUAAACACAAAAGAAAUAAUAGCGAAUCAGAAACUGACAGUAGUAGCAGCAGCAGCAGUGAUAGCUGUAGUGAUAGUACUACUAGUAGUUCGAGUACUAGCAUCAUAAGUAGUAGUAGUAGCUCUGUGAAUACCAUUGAUAAAACUUUAAAUGAUUACACAUCAAAAAAGCUUAAGAAGAAACAAAAGAAAAAGGAAAAAGCAGGUUAUAUUUCAAAUGGUGGCUCUAUGAAUCGUCAUCGGAAAAAAGAGAAAGAUAGAACAGGUAAUCAGAAGAGAAGAAGUGAAUUUAAGCAUGAAAGGAAACCCAAAUACAAGAAAUAUUAUGGAAAAGAUGUGAAAGAAAGUAAAAAUAAAGAUUGUUAUAUCUACAAGAAAAGAAAGUUCAUAGAAUCUAAUGAAGACAAAAUCAGUGAAAAUCAAAACAAAAAGAGAACUAAACGAUUUUAAAAUUAAUUGUGUUUUCGAUAUAAAAAAUACACGCGUGGUGUAAAGGCGCACGCUGUAUCUAGUAUUCACAUAAGUUGUGUAGAGUACAAGAAGUACGAUAUAUGCAUAGUGAGUCACAUAUUCUAUGUCAUUCCAGAAGAUAUUAAUUGCAUUCCUUUUCAUAUGCUUUACGAUCAAAAGUAUAAUUCUCAGUGUGAAAGUUGAGAAUUUAUGUUAUACAUAUACACAAAAAUAUUUCGUAUACCGCGACUUAUCUUUCAAAACUAUAAAUGUUUCAACAAAUACGCUCAAUAGUUCAUUUCAGGUGUAAUAGUUUAAUCUGACUCACCUUGUAUAUUCAUAUAGAUGGAAUAAAAAGCACAAUGUAUGUAAUUAAUUAAUAAAUUUUAAGUGAACAAUAGAAAUAAUAGUUUCAUAAAUAUAUAUUUCAGAUGGAACAAGACUGUUUAAAGAAAUUUUUUACACAAAUGUUAUUUUAGACUUGUUAUUAUUUCAUCCGUAGAUGGCUAUAAUUGGUAUUUUAUUAUGAAUAUGUAACAUUAAUAUCAUUAAGUAUUAAUAGGACUUUUGUUUUCAAGAGAAUGUAACUGCUUAAUAAAUACAUAAACAGGAUUUCUAUUGUAAUAUUAUAUACACGAGAAUGAUUUAGUUUUAAAAUAUAGCCUAUGUCAAUUUAAGAUAGUACUAUAUAAUUGAUAAAUGUUUAUACGAAAUUAAGUGUCAAGCUUUUUGAUAUGUCCUAAUUACAGAUACCAAAACAGCGAAAUAGUCACUAAAUUAAAUUGAAUGAUACUAUUGGAUAUUUAGGCAUGUAUAUUUGAAAAUGCUUUGGUCACUUCUUCUUGUUAUAAGUUUGUCAUGAAAAGAUAUAUGUAGAAGUAAAUUCAUUAAUGCAUUAUAUUUUAAAGAAAAAAGUGAGAAAGCAUUUUCAUACCUUCAUAUAUUUAUCUUACAGGAUGUUAAUUUCUCACUCUCAACAUUUUACUUUUUUAACAUAAUUAACUAUUAACAAGAAUUUUACAUACUUAUUACUACACACGCAUGCGCAGAUGAGCGCGUAUAAGUCUUUCUAUGGAAAAUUUAAUACUAUCCAGCCGGUAGCUGUGAACACUUGGGCAGUUAAAAUUUUUUGCAUAAUUGUCAUUUUCACAACGAUUAUAUGUAAAAAGUAGAAUCGGAUUGGCUAUUGAAUAAAAACAAUGAUUUAUUGUUGUCUAUCGACGGAUGUAUUCAAAGUUAUGUAUGUACAUGUAAUUAGCGAAUGACGUAUAAAGACUAGCGAUAAAUUUAUUCUUGAGUGAAAUAUACAUAUGUUUAAAUAAUUCAUCAAAUAUAAGUUGGAAGAAACAAUAAAACAUUUUUUUCAAAUUUUAAUCAAAGGUCGUAUAAAAUAUCUCGAUUAAUUCUAUUUCCACUAAUCAUUACUGCAAAAUAUAUUUUUAAAGUUUGAAUCCUAAAAUGGGAUAUCAUAUACGACCAUGAGAUAUUCUAAUUUUUUCCUCUUAUAAAACGCUACCACUUGCGACGAUUACAACUAUUCGACAGAGGAAAAUAUAUAUAUUUAUAAUCCUUCUCCGAUUCUACUUUAACAAAGAUCAAUACAAUUUUUAUUUUUAUACUGUUAUUCUUCUUCCUUUUCUUUUCUUUAUUUUAUUUGCAUGCUCUCCCUCUUUCUCUGGUCCUAAGAAAUUAAUUUUAUUCUAAUGGUAGAACAAGACUUUCAAGUUUAGCUGUAUCCAAUAUAUUAGUCUCAAUCAACAUGAUCUAUAUAAAUUUAAUACGAUGUUUAUCGUCUAAGAAAUUUGUGAAUUACUUCGGAAUGUAUAUUUAUGUAAAUAACUUUUUUGAACUUACAAUUAGUUUAUUGAACAACAAAGCAAUGAAAAAGUUGCACGAUUUACAUAUUCGCACGAGCAAUGCAUUCCAAAGAGGCGGUAAAUUCAUUUUAUUCUUUUUAUGGCAGACCUCUAAAUAUAUGCAAGCUAAACAAAUUUAUUUUUAUAUACUAACUUAAUUUUUAUAUACUAACGAUAAACUCGUAUUUGUCAAUGAAUGGAACGUUUUAAAAACUUGAAUUAGUCGUUGCAACAGUAAGAUAUGUCAUAAAAAAUAUCUUUCAGGUUUUUCAAUGAUAUAGCAUUUUGUUUAAACAGAAUGUACUUAUUAUCAGGAAAUUGGACAUAUUUACAUAAGGAAAACGCAUACAAUAUUCCUUCUUUGCACUGAAAACAAUGAUCAGUCACAUUAGAGAGCAAUUGCAGGCCUACAUACGAUUUGUACGCGAAUUGCACUGCCCUAUAAGCGUAACUUUUUCGACAUUUAGACUUAUUCAUCUUUAAAUAUAUAUAUAUAUAUAUAUA